AUGCCCAGAGACGAUCUUUCCAUCGAUUUUGUCCCCAAGUACAAAAAUAAUAUCAAUAUGCCGCAGAUGGAGCAAUUAGAUACAGCGGGAGUUCUCGAUGACUGGAUCAACCGUGUCGCAAAUUUACCCCACGAAAUUGCUUUCAAGCAAGAUGAGAUAGGAGAAAAGGACAAAGCUAUGCAAGAGUGCCUCUCUGUCAUCGCAAAGCACGAUGCUGCUCUUCAAAAAUGGACCAAGGCGAACGGGGCAAACCAGCCGAACCCAAAAGAACCAACCUUGAACAAGAUAAUACUCGAGAAUUAUGAAAAAGCAGAGCGCCUUCAAGAUGAGAAAAUCAAGUUAUGUCAGGAUCUAGAAAGCCUUGUUGAGGGACACGUUCGACGACUGGACCAGCAAAUCAAAACGCUACAAAAUAAAGGAGAAUUCCCAAAAGAUCCAGAUCUGCCUUCGCUACUAGACCCAAAACCAAUCGACCGCUCCCGAUUAGAUACCCACGGCGGCACGAGACCACUUGGUGAAAUCAUAAACUCAGUCUCCUCCCCUCAUGCACGACAUCCAAGUAAUUCCAGAAUAUCUGCGAACAGUAACCAACUUAAUGGCGCGAUGGCGUCUUCUGCUCCAGCAACACCCGCUGCCACUUUACUUUUACAAAGGCAAACUCGGGAAUCAUCACUUGGCGCAAUGAACAAGCGACCACGACUUACUGGAGGACUGGGUACCCUACCAACCGCCUCUAGUGGACUUGCUCGCCAUUCAUCAAUGACUCCGGGUACUCCUCGUGGAGGUACACCAUCUGCCGUACGCGGCGGUAGUGCUGGACCAAGAAAUUCGCAGAAAAAGAAAGUGGCACCUCAGGGCAGCAGGCAAAGUGGCGCUCCACGCAAAGGUAAACCUGGAAAAUCUGGUCUUAGUAGAUUAAAGCGAGGACAUAAAAACUCGCCGUCCUCUGCAAACGACAGUGAGCUGAGCGAUGCGGAAUCCGGCUCCAUCGAAGAAGAAGAGAACACCGGACGUCAAAGCAAGGACGCUGAUGGAGACGACGAUAUGGUUGAUGUCGAUGACGAAGAGGGUGGGGAUGAUAAGAAAUACUGCAUUUGUCACAAUAUCAGUUAUGGAGACAUGGUGGCAUGCGAUAACGAAGACUGUCCUUAUGAAUGGUUUCAUUGGUCUUGUGUUGGCGUCAAGAGUGAUCCCUUGGGCACCUGGAUAUGUCCAGUAUGUACUCCUAAAAUGCCUAAGAAGGCCUGA
Messenger RNA from Botrytis sinoallii, 1248 nucleotides. RefSeq lists its product as uncharacterized. The transcript has a single exon. Gene Ontology annotation, cellular component: Rpd3L-Expanded complex; nucleus; Rpd3L complex. The record is from RefSeq and is a predicted model, not a curated record. NCBI's taxonomy places the organism in Eukaryota, Fungi, Ascomycota, Leotiomycetes, Helotiales, Sclerotiniaceae. The coding region runs from base 1 to 1248 and encodes 415 amino acids. Gene Ontology annotation, biological process: regulation of DNA-templated transcription.